Messenger RNA from Drosophila santomea, 1196 nucleotides. RefSeq names its product RUN domain-containing protein 1. The transcript has 2 exons. Bases 79 to 630 code for a protein of 183 amino acids. NCBI's taxonomy places the organism in Eukaryota, Metazoa, Arthropoda, Insecta, Diptera, Drosophilidae. The record is from RefSeq and is a predicted model, not a curated record.
CUGUCAAAAUAAAAUUGCUUAUUUAUUUUCUAAGCUUUCUUGAAAAAAAAACAAGCGUCAUUUUUCUCUGCACAGAUUAUGGGUAGUAAUAAUAAUGUAGACCAAAAUGUCGCUGUAACCGAACAGACAAUAUCCUGUUCACCGGAAUUAAUUGACGAGGAACGACUUUACGCCGAACUUGACUCGGAAGGGCGCAUAGUCAGCAGGACUAUGACCCCAUAUGAGUGUCAGCUCGAGGGUGAAGUGGAGCAGUUGCAAGAGGCGCUUUUUAAAAUCUCUUCCCAUUAUGCCAAAGUGCAAUUCAGACUGAGGCAAAUAUCAUUGGCUUCAGGUUACGAGAGAGACAAUCUGUUAAAAGAUCUGGAGCGAUUAACAGCAAAAGGACUAGAUGCGACUGGUCCCAUACGGGACGAAAAAUUCUCCAUGCAAGCCAAACAUCACGUAAAGCAAGACAAGAUUCUCUGCCAACUGCGAGGAAGUCUCGGAGACUUGGUCGAAACCACUGGUAUCUGCUUACAUGCUAAUCAUUACCCUAUCAUAACCAGAUCUUUGAGCAUUUCUACAGAUGCUUCCAAUAAAGCUCCCUGCAACAAAGUUGUCAGCGUCAGCCAGGGCGGUGGAAAAAGCUAAAAAAAAAUGUUGGCCAUGCUAAGGUAGAAAGAAAACAUGGCAAACAUGGAAGGCACGUGUUGUGAUAUUGAGUACGGAAAGCAAGAUACACAUUUUUUGCAUCCCAAGACAACAACUUAUUCGUAGAUAUUCUGGAAAAGUAGAAAAAGGAAGAUUGAAGCAUAUUGCAAGCGAUGAAAUUAUUUUAAGAAUGUGAUAAACAAAAUAAUUUCUUAGAAACUCGAAAAAAGACCGCUAGACCCCUAUUACGGAUCUUUUAUAGUUCUGCACUUAUCUUUAAUGAUAGUUCCAAAAGUUCUUACAAAAAAGAAUUAUUUAGAGCUGCUGUCGAAUAAUAUUAGAUUUAGUAUUAUGGUAAAAAGCAAAAAGUAACUGAGGGAUGGCAAAUAAAACGGGAAAAGAAGACGAAGACAAAAUUUUAAAAAGAUGAAAGGAUUUUUACAGAAAAUGGUCGCUAUGGUCGAGUUCCUCUACUAUCCAAUAACCGUUACUCAGCUAGUGGAAGUGCCAACAAGAAAUUUUGCCAUUAAAAAAUAAAAUGAAAAACAAUUUAAAAUUUUCCAAAA